Plasmodium malariae is the source of this 3345-nucleotide messenger RNA. Its product is annotated as conserved Plasmodium protein, unknown function. NCBI's taxonomy places the organism in Eukaryota, Apicomplexa, Aconoidasida, Haemosporida, Plasmodiidae. Gene Ontology annotation, cellular component: nucleus; nuclear cap binding complex. Gene Ontology annotation, molecular function: RNA cap binding; mRNA binding. Gene Ontology annotation, biological process: mRNA export from nucleus; nuclear-transcribed mRNA catabolic process, nonsense-mediated decay. The record is from RefSeq and is a predicted model, not a curated record. Bases 1 to 3345 code for a protein of 1114 amino acids. The transcript has 2 exons.
AUGGAAGAAAUAGAGUUGCAUAUUAUCAAAAAUGAUAUUAUUACAAUAGGUGAUAGAUUAAUUGAUAGUGAUGAUAUAUUUCAUUUGUGUAAAAGAAUAGUGAAGAGUAGAACAAAUCAAUGUGUUGACACCAUUUUAGAAUGUAUUUUUUACAUGCCUGUGAAAAUAGGUAUAUAUAUAACCAUUUUAGGGAUAUUAACAAAGAACAAUGAAAAAUUAAAAUUACAAGUAUUGCUAAAAUUAAGUCAUAAUAUUGAAGUAUAUAUAAAAGAUAACCCAUUACACUGUUUAUUAUGGUUUAGAUGUAUCAUAGGGUUAAGUUGUUGUCAUGUUUUUGAUUUUGCUUACUGUUUAAAUUUGUUUAAGAAUUUGUAUAAUCUGUGUAUUGAAUUAUAUAAAGAGAAAAAGUUCAUAAAAGGAGAUAAUAUUUUAUAUUUAUUUUUAAGUAAUUUUUUUUAUAUAUCUAAACAAAUAUAUGAUGAAAAUAAGAGUGAAUUGGAAAAUAUUUUAAUUAACAGUUUUGAUUUAAUAGAGAAAAGACAGGAACAUAUUGAUAAUAUUGAUAUAGAUAAUAACGAUAUAUCAACAAUUGAAUAUAUAUAUAUUUACACAUAUAGUAUUAUUCAUAGUGACAAUUUUAAUGAUAGAUUGUUUCAUUUAAAAGGUGCUUUAUAUAAUUAUAUGGAGAAUAAUUUAAAAAGUGUAGCGACACAUAGAUUUUAUCAAAAAGAAAUAUUUCAAAAAAUAUUUUUAGAAAAAGACAAUAUUGAAGAGGAGGAUAUUAGUACAAAUUAUGCAAAUGAAUCACAGGAAAGUAAAGAAAAUCAUGUUAACGACAAAGAAGGGAAUGAACAUAUAAUGAAUGGACCUAAUGAUACUACUAACAAAAACAGUGUGGAUAAUUAUGUGAAGAAUGGAAAAGAUGAAAAUUUAAAAGUUGUAUCAGAGAACACUCACAAAAAAGAGAUAAACUUACAAAUAGCUAUAGAAAAAUGUGUUAAUGCAGAAUUCUUUGUUAAUUACGAAUGUGCAGAAUGUAUAGGUAGCUUACAGAUUAAAUUUAAAACAAAACAUGCGGAUAAUAAAAAUGUACAUGAUGUAUGGUUAAUGCAAGAACAUAUAUUACAUAUUAUUGAACUAUAUAAAAAUAGUGUCGAAUUUAGUUCAAAAAUAUUAGGGGUUUAUGUUCAGUUACAAAGUAAAUUAUAUAAUAAUGUACUAAUCGAAUGUAUAUUUAACAAAUUGUUAUCAUCUUUUAGUAAGAAAAAUUAUUAUUUUUAUAUUUCUUUAGUUCAUAGACUUUUACUAAUAAAUAAAAAUUUAGGAACUGUAAUUAUCAGAUGCAUUAAAUUUGUUUUAAAGCAAAUUGGAAAAUUGGAUAAUGAAUCCUUUUACUUAUUCAUGGAAUUAUGUCUCUAUAUGUUAUCCUAUUUUUCCUAUGAAAAUAAAAUGUUAAAGAGUAAAGAAAAUUUUUUUAAAAGGAAAUAUAAUGACAUGAACAAAAUUAUAAAAAUUCAAGAGGGAAAUAUGCAAAAGGUGGGAAACGAUGCCAGAUUGAACGGAAAAGAAGUGCCACAGGAAAAAGAAGCUGUACGAGAAGAGGAAGCGCUACAAGAAGAGAAAGUGAUAACAGAAGAAGGACCAUUAAGUGGAAAUAAAAGGAAAAGAAAGAGGGACGAAAUUGUACAAGAAGAAUUACAAACAGAAGAGCAAUCUAAUGAACGCGCCGCAAUUGAAGAAAAUAGUUUUGGAAAUUUAACAAAUAUGAAAAGAAAUCAAGUCAUUUUGAAAAAAAACGAAGAUACAUUGAAUAAAAUGAAAAGUCUUGAUUGUAAAAUCCCUUUUUGUGUUGAAGUGGAUGUGAAGUACAGUUCUGAUGAAAGUAAUGAAGAAUGUAAUGAAGAGAAGGGUAAUAAGAAAAGGGAGAGAAAUAAUCAUGAGGAAAGUGAAGAUGAAAAGGACGAUGAUGAUGAUGAGGAGGAGGAGGAGGAGGAGGAAAACAAUAACAAUGAUGAUAACGAUGUAGAUAAUAAAGGAAUUAAUAGUAACAAAAAAGAUUUUGAUUUUGUAAGUUUUAAGGAAGAAUUAGCAAAAUUAGAUAUGGGAGAUAAUUUGAGAAAGUUUACGAAUUUGAUGUAUAAUGUGAAAAAGAAAUAUUGUCGAAAAUGGACAAGAAAUUUUUAUUUUAAAUCUUGUUCAUUAGUUUAUAAAAAUGAGUCAGAGAAUUUAAUUCCUAAAUCUGUUAUUAAUUAUUGUAACAGUUUUAAAUGCAUUAAUGAUAAUACGCAUGAUAAUUUUCAUGAAUUUUUUAUUUUCAAUGCUAUCUUAAAAUAUUGUACAGUUGAAAUUAAUAAUGUUGAAGAUGAGUAUGGCGAUAUGAUUAAUGAAGACGAUGAAAAAAAUAAGAAAAUAGAUUGUAUAAACAAAUUUAGAGAUGCUAUUAAUGUGUUAAUUCAGUGUUUCAUGUAUUACUUAAAUGAAAAAAAUUAUUUGAAUAAAGUUCCUUAUUUUUUUGAAAAUGUGUCCAAAAAUAUUCACUUAUUGAAUGAUAUAUCAAGUACGAAUUUAAAUGGAGCUUUUUUUAAUAAUUAUAUAUUUAAAAAUGAUUUUUUGGAAAAUUCAGAAUGUUGGAAUAGGUACAGCAUUUUAAUUCUUUUUUUUAAGGCCCUCAUAUUUUUUGAUUCUUCAAAUGUUUCUUCUCUAAAAAAAGUUUUUAAAAAUCACGCAAUUAUAUUUUCAAAUUACAAGAAUUCUGGUAUUUAUCAAUCAGAAGAUGACAAGUACAACUAUGAUAUUGAAUUAGUAAAUAUUGUGUACACUCAUUUUAACAAUUCCGUUCUGUUAAAUGUAAUUGUGAACAUUUUGGUGGAAAACGAGAUAAUUGAUGAGUUUUCUGUUAUUUAUUUCAUUUUUAACAAAUUGGAUGAAUCUAACUUAGAUGAAUACUACGUGUUUCGUCUUAUUUAUGAAGUCAUAGACAGCCAGAUCACGAAAAAGGAGUACAAUGACCUAGAAAAGAAUAGAUUGAAAAGAAAGCAAACUAAAAAUGAGAAUGAGGUGUUAAUAAAAGAAUUAGAAGAUAAAAAGAAUGAGCUAGUUCAGAAAAUUUUUCAUCUAACGAAUAAAACAAUUGUUAUGCUAGGUAAAAAGAUGAUGAAAUUAAAAAAUGAACAUAAUUCAUACAUGAGUAAAGAGUUAUUAAAAGAAUCCUUAGUAUUUUUAAGAACCUAUAUGGAUUACAUAGAUAUUGAUCAAUUUUUGCAGUCAUGUCACGAGAAUAAUUUUGCUUCAGAAUUGUUGGAAUUAGCAACUAUUUUUAAGUACGCUAGUUUAAAAAAAAAAUAA